GGGCGGCCCGGUGCGGCAUGGCCCGGUAAGGUGGGCUGGGCCUGGGGCCCCGGUAGGCCCCACUACAACAACAGCAGCAGCAACAACAGCUGAGCGGAGCGGUCCCCGGCCCAGGUCCGCGGCUCUGUGCGGUGGGGAGAGCAUUCAUGUUGGGGACGCCGAGGGAGACACACCGAGGAUCACGAGGCUCGCACCGACACGCCAUGCUCCGCGUCGCGUGCUUUGUCGUGCUGGUCACGGCCGUGCUGGCCAGCGAGCCGGGCCUCACCGAGCUCAACGGCCAGGGCUUCUGGAAGCAGUUCGAACACGGAUUCCGAGGGCUUGAGCAGGCCGCCCUGGGCCAGGCCACCCGCCUGGAGCACAUCCUGCGCGAGGCCAUGCACGUCGGGGGCCGGCCCCAGAAAGAGACCCCCGCCAAGGACGAGAAGGCCGCCGAGGACGACGAGGACGACGAAGAGGGGCCGCCGUUCAGCACCGGCCUCAUACCCACCUUUAUGGUGCCCGAGACCUCGUCGGAGGACGACGGCGACGAUGAUCACAGCGACGAGGACGAGUCACCCUUCGGCAUCGCUGGACAGCUGCCCAACUUAUUCAGCAUGUUCCCGACAGUGUGGUGGAAAGGGUAAGUGCAAACCACGUCCUGUAAUUUUAAAUCCUUUAACAUAGAAAAAGACGACGUCGUGAGGACCGU
Frankliniella occidentalis (western flower thrips) is the source of this 691-nucleotide messenger RNA. RefSeq lists its product as uncharacterized. The transcript has 3 exons. The record is from RefSeq and is a predicted model, not a curated record. The coding region runs from base 147 to 626 and encodes 159 amino acids. NCBI's taxonomy places the organism in Eukaryota, Metazoa, Arthropoda, Insecta, Thysanoptera, Thripidae.